Molecule: messenger RNA, 1147 nt
Organism: Bombyx mandarina (wild silkworm)
Lineage: Eukaryota; Metazoa; Arthropoda; Insecta; Lepidoptera; Bombycidae
Source: RefSeq, a predicted model, not a curated record
AAGCAAAACAACUUUUACGACAUGGAACCAGAUUCAACAACUUUUGAAAUUAAAAAUCAAUCACAUCUUCCGUUCAAUACGAACAUAAGGAAUUUAAAGUUAUACAACGAUUUCACAGAAACCAAUGGAACUGCAAGUGCAGAAAGUCAAUUAGUAGAGAAACUACAACUGUAUGGCUUGAUACCAAGAUCCCUAUCAUGUCCGACAAACAAGUCUGAUUGCAAGCUUAGUGUAAAAACAGCUAGGGUCAUUGAUCGAGUUCAGUGGUCAUGCAAAGGAUGUGGAAAAAGGUCACCAAUAAGGACAGGAUCAUUCUUCCAUAGGUUACCAUGUUCCAUACUACAAACCCUCCAAAUAAUUCUGGCUUGGUCUGAGGAUGCUGAUUUACAAGUAGCUGCAGAACAUUUUGGUGUAAAGCAGAAGGUGGCACGACAAAUCUUUGAUAAACUAGAUGAUCUGGUGAUAAAGGAACAUAAAAAAUGUCUGCUAGGAGGCGAAAAUACAGUUAUUUUGACUGAAUUAUAUCCGGACUGUGUGAACAGACUCUCGCCGGAUACAACAGAUCAACCUCACUUGCACAGAAUACUCAUGUUAGCUGAUACUAAAUUAAUCCCCACUGACUACAGAUUGCAUGUGCUUAGAGAUGAUGCCAAAAAAGGGUUCAAUUUAGAUGAUCAAGCCCUGACAGCAGAAGUUCGUCAAAUCAUAUCAGAGACGGUGGAAAGUAACUCGAUGGUUGUGAACGGCUCGAGUCUACCAAACGUCGAGGGCGCGUCGUCCAUGCAGCAGCUACUGAAUUAUUGUGAUGGCGACAUGAAACAUUUCCUAACUACAAAGAUAUGGCGGCAGGCGGUGACGCUGUGCGCGGCUUCGCGGGACUUCUGCGCGGGGUCAUCGAACGUCGGCGCGUGCGCGGGCGCGGCGCAGCGCUACCUCCACGUCGCGCUCUACCGGCUGCGGCACCGCCACGCGCUCUACGACCACGUGCUCAACCUUGUAGCCAAACAGUUUAACGGAGGGGAUACUCAAAGCGAAUGAAGCAAGGGUAUUCGUCUAUACUAAUAUAUAAAUCUACGGUAGUUUUUACGGAUGUUCCGUUAUAACUACUGAACCAUGCAUCCGAUUGACUUGAAACUUGGUAUCAAUG